This is a messenger RNA of Micropterus salmoides (largemouth bass), 1981 nucleotides long. RefSeq names its product G-protein coupled receptor 4-like. Lineage: Eukaryota; Metazoa; Chordata; Actinopteri; Centrarchiformes; Centrarchidae. The record is from RefSeq and is a predicted model, not a curated record. Gene Ontology annotation, molecular function: G protein-coupled receptor activity. Bases 1066 to 1968 code for a protein of 300 amino acids. The transcript has 3 exons. Gene Ontology annotation, cellular component: membrane. Gene Ontology annotation, biological process: phospholipase C-activating G protein-coupled receptor signaling pathway; positive regulation of Rho protein signal transduction.
UCAUGUAUCUUCGUAAUAAUUUUAUCGGGCUUAAAAUUCAUACAGAUUUUCCAUUAAACGUCAGUAAAGUUGUAUUAAAUUUAAUCCUAAGUGUUAUUUAAAAGGUCUUAAAAAGUCUUAAAUUUAACUUUGUGGAUCCUGGGGGAUCUGUAGAGGAAGACAUUUGGUUGUCUUGCUAGUUGUUAGCCGGCAGGUCCGUUCAGUCUUUUGCUGUGUCGUGUUUGGAUCGUCCAGGUGAGAGGGUCUGGCCCUUCGUCUGUUCUCCUCAGAGUUAGCAGCUUGGCUAACUCAGCUGGUGGCAGGGAUCUAUAGCAGGACUUUAUGUUCUGCUCCAAGCGGGCCACGCUGGGAGGCCGCUGCGCCGUCAGGUUGGCGGCUUCAGCCGUCACAUCCAGAAGAGAAGUGAAGAUACCAACGCUGCGUUGGAGUUUUUAUUAAUGAGGUGACAUCAUAGGUCACAGGUCAACAGCCAAUCGUAGCUGAGAGCUGAGUUCAGGAAUCUGAGUUCAUCGACGAAAAGAUAAAAGUUCUGUUAUGAUCGCAAAUGAACAGCUUCAUCUGUGAGGUCCCUGUGAUCCCAACAAUAUGCAACAAGUGUUUGUUCCAGAACAAACACCAACAAGGAAGAGUGCACAGUCUGUCUCCUGUCAAGUGGAUUAAUCAUCAUGUAAACCUCCUGAUCCAAACUCAGAGGGCAGAGGGGCAUCGAGUACAGGAGACAGGCAGGAUGUCCUAAACCAAUGAGCAUUAACAUUAAACAUUAAAUUACUGAAACAGCUGGACGAUGUUCUGUGGCUGCAGUAACGACCUCACAUCAGCACGUACAGAUAUUCGUUCUUCUUUUUGUAUUUGAUUAAAUAAAAGUUAAACGUAACAAAUGUUGAGGAAUGAUGAACGAAACUGAAAGACAGCAGUUUGUGAUUUGAUAUGAUUGUGGUUAAACUAUAGGGACACUGUGUUUGUGUGAACAGCUUUAGUGAUGUCACUGAAUAAUGUUGGGUAGAUAUUAAAAACCUGCUCCCUUUAAUAACCAGAUCUCUCAAACAACAGGUUUUACUCCGAAGAAUGGAAGGUCUCUACAUUAACAGCAGCUCACAGGACCAAAGCUACGAUUACAGCAACACCACCUCCAACUACCAGAAUAACAACAAGCUUGAUGAGUAUCGUGAUAAACUUUAUUUCAUCAGAGAUGUGGUGGUAUACAUAAUCAUUGCUGUCGGCCUUCCUCUGACCCUGGUGGCCAUCUAUGCUCUUUAUUCUAUGGUGAGAAGAGAUCAUGUUGCUCCCAUCUACCUCAUCAACCUUCUCAUUACUGACAUCCUUCAGUUCUGCUGCAUGAUCAUUCGGGUGGCACUAAAUGUGGAUUGGAUGAGAUAUUUCAUCCAUCGUAUUUACCUCUCUGCUCUGAUUGCCAGUGUUUACUUCAUGGUCUGCAUCUCCCUGGAAAGGUAUUUGGUCAUCGCCCACCCACUGUGGUACCGCUUCAGACGAACCAUCAAGACCUCUGUGGUGCUCUGUGUCCUGGUCUGGGUCCUUUCUGCUGUCUGUGCCGUCUGUUUCUAUUUCACUGAUGUCACAUACAUACUCUUUGCCAUCCUCUUCCUCCCUCCCUUCCCUCUGUUAAUAUUCUCCCUGGUUGGGACCCUCAAAGCCCUGUCUGCUACCAUCUCGGUCCCCUCUGAUGAAAAACGACGAAUUGUGGGAAUUUUGGUUCUGGUGCUGCUUAUUUACACUCUGCUGUUCCUGCCCAGCAUCAUUUUGUUGCUGGAAAUAAACAAUGACAAGACCUGGUUUCUAGAAAACUAUAAAUUGAGACUUAACCUCCUGUCUACCAUCUUCCUCAGUCUGAGUCCUCUUGCAGACUUGUUCCUGUAUGUCUUCAUGAGGAAAGGGUUCAUAGACAAGCUUUUGGCCUCUGUGUGUUGCUGCAGAAUGGACAGCAAUGAUAUCAGCUGUCCAUCAGUAUGAAUGAUGACAACAU